Messenger RNA from Bipolaris victoriae FI3, 816 nucleotides. RefSeq lists its product as hypothetical. Bases 1 to 816 code for a protein of 271 amino acids. NCBI's taxonomy places the organism in Eukaryota, Fungi, Ascomycota, Dothideomycetes, Pleosporales, Pleosporaceae. The transcript has a single exon. The record is from RefSeq and is a predicted model, not a curated record.
AUGACGACAACACUACCGUUGAGGCGUUCUAAACGCAAACAGAACGAGCAAGCACAAGCUGCUGCGCUGAUCCCGAACACCAGGGACACUGCGCCACCACCCCGGAAGCGCGCCCGUAAAGCCAAUAUUCCCCUCAAUACGGAACCUUGUAUCCCGGAGAAUGAGCAUGCAAAACCCGUACGGCCACAGCAAUACGACACCCUGCCUCCCUUCCUUGCGCUUCCCCGAGAACUACGAGAUGAGAUCUACAAGCACGUUCUGGAACAAGACGAAUCAUCGACGCUCAAAACUGGGCGCGGCAACAACAUCGUUACAAGGUGCGGCCUCGUAGGGGUCAACAACCAGAUCUCGGAAGAGUUCCUAGAUGCGGUCCUCUUCCACGCUCACGUCAUCACGGCUACCGUCCGCAAUCAUAACUUUGCGCAUGUCGUCACGUUCCUGAAUCGCUUGUCCCAGGCACAGCUAGCGAGGCUUAGCGCUCACGGACCUACUGCGGAUGAGGUAGACGACGACAGAAAACCAAAGCGCAAGAUCCGAAUCAUUCUUUCUUAUUCAGCAGGCGCAAAAGAUAGUCGCGUGCACCUCAAUCGCUGGCUGGACAGGUUUGACGCGCCAGACAAACGCGGCAAAGAGAUUGAGUUCGAGUAUCAUAAUGACGGGACGUAUCGAAAUGGUGGCUACAAGCAGAGACCCAGAAUACGCGGCAACGCAAGUCAAAGGUGGAAUGACGAAGCGGCCAAGAUUGGAAGAGGUGCUGCCAGGGGCAAAGCGUGGGGCGGAUGGGGUGGUUAUGGUGGAUACAGAAGUCGUCAUUAG